This is a messenger RNA of Paraglomus occultum, 2322 nucleotides long. The record is from the annotation of a GenBank genome assembly. Lineage: Eukaryota; Fungi; Glomeromycota; Glomeromycetes; Paraglomerales; Paraglomeraceae.
AUGGAUUACUUGAAAUCAACUCUUUCGAGAGCAAUUCUGGGAAAAGACAUCCCGGCUUUUCCUUAUAAUAUCGGUACAAAAGUAGAUUCAUACGAUGGUGUUUCCAUAUGGGAGUUGCGCUCUGGCACUAAGAAGGAAGAUGACAGUCCAGUGUCCAUAUUCACGUUUGACUGUGCUAGAAACAGGGAUAGGCUUUCACUAGCUAAGAACGCGUUUAGGAAGAUGCGGACAAUUAGACAUCCUGAUUUGCUGAAAUAUGUUGAUGGUGUUGAGACAGACGAUUAUAUUUAUGUCGUGACAGAUCCUGUGGUACCAUUACAAACGCGAUUGACCGAAUCCAUAGAUAAUAACUUAAAACUGUGGGGAUUAUACAAGAUCGCUAACGUGUUGAAAUUUCUCAAUGAAGAUUGCCAAAUAAUUCACGGAAAUGUUCGCAUAGCUUCGAUAUUUACAAAUAAAGCCGGAGAAUGGAAACUAGGCGGAUUUGAACUAAUGAGUUCUAUCAAAGAAGAAUCUCCCAUUAUUCAUACUUAUGGGGGUCUAAUGCCAGAGGCCAAGAAGUAUGCAUCCCCGGAAAUAAUUAAAGGGUCUUGGAAUGUGUUGAAAGAUUUCGACGUGCAUGUCAUAGAUACGUGGGAUUAUGGCCUUCUUAUAUAUGAAGUAUACAAUGGUCAAUUCAGCACAGCAGACCAAUUAUCUAAUCGGGGUUCUAUUCCAUCAAACUUGGCGCGGCAAUACAAGCAGUUGAUAUCACAGAACGCGCGAAGUAGGCCUAAUAUGUCCUCUUUUAUUGAACAAGGUUUAAACGAUGAGGGAUUCUUCCAGGACGAUUUUAUUCAAACUGCUCUAUUUCUUGAACAUAUGAGCAUCAAAGACGCGAGAGAAAAGGAGGCAUUUAUCAAAAAAUUAAAUUCUUCAUUAGAUAAUAUUCAUCGAGACUUUUGCAAGUACAAAAUAUUACCCGAGCUCAUUCACUCUGUUGAAUAUGGAUCAGGUGGUGCUAAAGUGCUCGAUCCAAUAAUUAAAAUCGGAUCAUUUCUUAGUGAAGAGGAAUACGAAACCACAAUAGUAGCACUAAUAGUAAAGCUCUUUGCUAUGCCUGACCGAACAAUACGUUUGAGUUUGCUGGAAAACUUUUCCAUUUUUAUUGAUCAUCUGAGCGAAAAGGUUAUAAAUGAUAAGAUAUUUUCUCAUAUGGCAACAGGCUUUACCGACACAGCGCCCAUCAUUCGAGAAAGUACCGUCAAGUCUGUCUUACUACUCGCACCAAAACUGUCAGACCGCAUCUUGAAUAACGAUCUGCUCAGAUAUCUUGCCAAACUGCAGACCGAUGAUGAGCCAGGAAUUCGCACCAACACAACAAUAUGUCUUGGAAAGAUUAGCAAAUAUUUCAGCGAAAGUACAAAGAAAAAAGUACUCGUCCUUGCAUUCACUCGUGCUUUAAAGGAUCCAUUCCCGCAUGCCAGGGUUGCUAGCUUAAUGGCAUUAGCAGCCACAUUACAAUAUUACGAUGCAUCUGAGUGCGCAACGAAAAUAGUGCCUUGUGUCUCUACGGCUUUAAUAGAUAAGGAGAAGCAAGUACGCACACAAGCAUUCAAAACACUAGAUAUGUUCGUCAAGAGAUUAGAGAAGCUAACGGAAUCAAUGCCCGAUAGUGCGACUCCACCACAACAAUCUAAUGGCACAGGCGCCGGUGGUGUAGCUGUAGUGGCUGGUGCUGUAGCAACAGUCGCGGAGAGUUGGGGUGGUUGGGCAGUGACUUCACUAACUAAGAAGCUCGCUGGUGAGGGAGAUCUUGCACCAGAUAGAUCGUCAAACAACCAAUCACCUUCCAAUGAUUCUUCUUUGGGAAUUCGCUCCGGAAAGAAUGACACGUCACCUGCCACCAGUACCAGUUCAUUAAGAUUGUCGUUUGCGGAUAAUGCUAGCGGUGAUGCUUCGGACGGCUGGGGCGGUGAUGAGUCAAUUGAAGCUGGCGGGAAAAAGGACGAGAGUCAAUCUAGUGUUGGCAUGAAGCUCGGUGUCUCCGCUGCUGCUUCACCGAUGAAACUUGUUGGGACUUCACGAAUUGCUUAUCAGACGGAUGGUUGGGACGUGGAUGAUUCGGGGUGGGGUAACGGUGAGGAUGGUUGGGAUAAUGACUGGACUACAAAGCCAUCAUCCCAAAAUUCCUCGUCAUCCUCUCAGUCAAUGUCAACAAACGCGACAAAAGAAGAAAGAGUUGCUGAAAUGCAUCAACGCCGAGAAGAGAGACGUCAGAGAAUGGCCGAAUUGCGCGAGAAAAAGAAGAAAUCCGGCGGACUGGGAGCUAGAAGAGUAUGA